CGGCCAUGGCUGAGGAGGGCAGCGAGGAGAUCAUGUUCGUCUGGUGUGAGGACUGCAGUCAGUACCACGACUCCGAGUGUCCUGAGCUGGGUCCUGUGGUCAUGGUCAAAGACUCCUUCGUGCUGAGCAGAGCGAGGUCCUCCCUCCCCUCCAACUUGGAGAUCAGGCGCCUGGACGACGGGGCCGAGGGCGUGUUCACGGUCACGCAGCUGGUCAAGCGGACGCAGUUCGGCCCCUUCGAGUCCCGGAGGGUGGCCAAGUGGGAGAAGGAGUCUGCGUUUCCACUGAAGGUGUUCCAGAAGGACGGGCACCCCGUGUGCUUUGAUACCUCCAACGAGGACGACUGCAACUGGAUGAUGCUGGUGCGGCCGGCAGCGGAGCCCGGCCACCAGAACCUGACGGCCUACCAGCACGGCGGCCACGUGUACUUCACCACCUGCAGGGACAUCCCGCCCGGCACCGAGCUGCGCGUGUGGUACGCCGCCUUCUACGCCAAGAAGAUGGAGAAGCCAAUGCUGAGGCAGGCCUGCACUGGCGUCCAGGCUACAGGACCCCCCGAGCCCAGCGCCCCCACAGAGCCCGAGCGUGGCCAGUGGGUGUGCAAAGUGUGCUCCACUUCCUUCUUUGAGCUGCAGCUGCUCAAUGAGCAUCUCGUGGGCCACUUGGAACAAGCCAAAAGCCUUCCGCCAGGCAGCCAGCAGGAGGCAGCAUCUGACAAGGAGCCAGACACAGCUGGAGGGGAGCCACCCACUGUGCCCGAGAGAGUUGGGGUCCAGAGCGUGGGGACCGCCCGAGAGCCAAAGAAAAAGCCUCGAAGAGGGAGGAAGCCCAAAGCUUCAAAAGCUGAGCCGCCUUCGGCCACCUCUGGGGAGAAGGUUCCCACAGAGCAAGUGGCAGAGACUGUCCCCGAGGGCCUGCCUGAGGAGCCUGGCAGCGCAGCGCCCGACGAGCGGAUAAUGGAGCUGGUCUUGGGGAAGCUGGCCACCUCCACAAACGACAUCAGCUCUGUGCCAAAGUUCACGCACCACGUGGGCGGCGCCCUGGCCCUCAAGAGGGGCCUGGUGCUGUCCAGCAGACACGGUGCGCGGCGCCGGCUGGUGCGGCAGCUCGGGGAGCACAAGCGGGUGCACCAGUGCGGCACGUGCAGCAAGGUGUUCCAGAACAGCAGCAACCUGAGCCGCCACGUGCGCUCGCACGGUGACAAGCUGUUUAAGUGUGAAGAGUGUGCAAAAUUGUUCAGCCGUAAGGAGAGCCUAAAGCAGCACGUGUCCUACAAGCACAGCAGGAAUGAGGUGGACGGCGAGUACCAGUUCCGCUGCGGCAGCUGCGGGAAGGCCUUCCGCAUGGAGAGCGCGCUGGAGUUCCACAACUGCCGGACCGACGACAAGACGUUCCGGUGUGAGCUGUGCUUCAGGUUCUUCUCCACCAACAGCAACCUCUCCAAGCACAAGAAGAAGCACGGGGACAAGAAGUUCGCCUGCGAGGUCUGCAGCAAGAUGUUCUACCGCAAGGACGUCAUGCUGGACCACCAGCGGCGGCACCUGGAGGGAGUACGGCGGGUGAAGAGAGAAGAUCUGGAGGCCAGCGGGGAGAGCCUGGUCCGCUAUAAGAAGGAACCUUCUGGAUGUCCCGUGUGUGGCAAGGUGUUCUCCUGCCGCAGCAACAUGAACAAGCACCUGCUCACGCACGGCGACAAGAAGUACACCUGUGAGAUCUGCGGGCGCAAGUUCUUCCGUGUGGACGUGCUCAGGGACCACAUCCACGUCCACUUCAAGGACAUCGCGCUGAUGGACGAGCAUCAGCGGGAGGAGUUCAUUGGCAAGAUCGGGAUCUCCUCGGAGGAGAACGACGACAACUCGGACGGGAGUGCCGACUCGGAGCCGCACAAGUACAGCUGCAAGCGCUGCCAGCUCACCUUCGGCCGCGGGAAGGAGUAUCUGAAGCACAUCAUGGAGGUGCACAAGGAGAAGGGCCACGGCUGCAGCAUCUGCCACCGGCGCUUCGCACUCAAGGCCACGUACCACGCGCACAUGGUCAUCCACCGCGAGAACCUGCCCGACCCCAACGUGCAGAAGUACAUUCACCCCUGCGAGAUCUGUGGGCGCAUCUUCAACAGCAUCGGAAACCUGGAGCGUCACAAGCUCAUCCACACAGGUGUGAAGAGCCACGCCUGUGAGCAGUGCGGGAAGUCCUUCGCCAGGAAGGACAUGCUCAAGGAGCACAUGCGCGUGCACGAUGACAUCCGCGAGUACCUGUGUGCCGAGUGCGGGAAAGGCAUGAAGACCAAGCACGCGCUGCGCCACCACAUGAAGCUGCACAAGGGCAUCAAGGAGUACGAGUGCAAGGAGUGCCACCGCAAGUUCGCGCAGAAGGUCAACAUGCUGAAGCACUACAAGCGACACACGGGGAUUAAAGACUUCAUGUGUGAGCUGUGUGGGAAGACGUUCAGCGAGCGGAACACGAUGGAGACGCACAAGCUCAUCCACACAGUGGGCAAGCAGUGGACAUGCUCCGUGUGUGACAAGAAGUACGUCACCGAGUACAUGCUGCAGAAGCACAUGCAGCUCACCCACGACAAGGUGGAGGCGCAGAGCUGCCAGCUGUGCGGGACCAAGGUGUCCACCCGGGCCUCCAUGAGCAGACACAUGCGGAGGAAGCACCCCGAGGUCCUGGCUGUGCGGAUUGACGAUCUGGACCACCUCCCGGAGACCACCACCAUCGACGCCUCAUCCAUCGGCAUCGUCCAGCCCGAGCUGGGCCUAGAGCAGGAGGAGCUGGCGGAAGGAAAGCACGGGAAGACUGCGAAGCGCAGCCACAAGCGCAGGCGGAGGCCGGGGGAGGAGGCGGGGACCCCGGUCCCCGAGGAGGAGGCCGCCUUCGGCGAGUACACGGAGAAGGAGCCCCAGUUCACGGGCGGCGUGGGCGAUGAGACGAACUCGGCGGUGCAGAGCAUUCAGCAGGUGGUCGUAACCCUGGGGGACCCUGGCGUGACCGCCCCACCCAGCUCCGUCGGCCUGACCAACAUCACCGUCACGCCCGUCACCACCGCGGCUGGGACUCAGUUUACCAGCCUGCAGCCGGUGGCCGUGGGGCCCCUCACCACCCCUGAGCGCCAGCUGCAGCUGGACAACUCCAUCCUGACUGUGACCUUCGACACGGUCAGCGGCUCCGCCAUGCUGCACAACCGGGCGCACGACGUGCAGCUGCACCCGCAGCCCGAGGCCCCCAGCGCGCCGUCGGUGGCCCACUUCAUCAACCUCACCACGCUGGUGAACUCCAUCACGCCCCUGGGCAGCCAGCUCGGCGAGCAGCACCCGCUCACCUGGCGGGCCGUGCCCCCGACGGACGCACCGCCGCGGCCCCCGGCCCCCCCGCAGCAGCCCGCGCAGCCCCAGGUGCAGCCCGAGCAGCCGCAGAUGUUCGGCUACUGAGUCCGCGCGAGCUGGAGGACGGCCGGGAUUUGUUUGCUGGAUACCAAACAGGAACAGGGCGGCGGUGCAGGCCCGCGGGCCGCCCGGGCUUUGCAGCGGCCCUGCCAGCUGUGAGGCCCAUGGGUUCGGUGGGGGAGGCUGCGCCGGCAGGCGGGAGGCGGGAGCUGGAUGGGGCUCCUCUGUGCACGUGUCUCAGCCAGGUAGUGCAGCCCUGACGCCCAGAUCCACACUCCCAUCGCAGGGCUUGGGGAGAAGGAGCCCUGGAGGCGAGGGGUUCGUUGGUUUUCGUUUUGAACUUAGUUGCUACUGAAACGCAGACAGUCAGAGGGGGCAGUCACAGUGUCCGCACUGAGCUCCUCGCGCCUAGCAUGGCGACCAAGCAAGCGGAUCCCCCACAGAAACGCGGGUCGCUGGAGCCGCUUGUCAGAGCCGGGGACCGAGGCCCGGGUGGUCUGGCCACCCACCACGCCCGGCAGCGUCGUCUCCAUGUGGCCAGCGGCCACAAGCAGCGCUGGGGGGGAGGGGGGAGGGGUAACGUUGCUUUUCAUUCUAUUCAGGCAGAUCUUACUUAUUCCAGACCCAGACAGUAACCCUGUCUGUGCAUUUUAACAUGAAGUCACUCACACUGUAGAACUGUCCGUGUGCAUCCAGCUCUGCCCCCACGCUAGGGGCAGAGGCCCAAGGUGUGGCGUGGGGCCUGCGUGGGGCCUGGCUGGCUGAGGCCGAAGGCGGCUCCAGCGUGGGCUCAGGACUCUCCCACCCGAUAUAUUUAUUGUGACUGAAGUUCAGCCACCCCCUCCCCCCCCCCCCCCCAGCGGAGAGCAGGAAGGGACCUGGGGAUCUGGGGUUUUUUCUGUGUGAGCCUCAGGUGCAGAGGUGGAUGUGCGGGAGGGUUUCCUGGAAUGGCUCUCUCUAGGGAGAGGCAGGUGCCCUUUCCCACAGGCGGGGAUGGAGCGGGGGGGGGGUGAGCUCCCCGGGAGAGGCG
Messenger RNA from Dipodomys ordii (Ord's kangaroo rat), 4416 nucleotides. It is a transcript of the gene Prdm15, whose product is annotated as PR domain containing 15. The transcript has 23 exons. Lineage: Eukaryota; Metazoa; Chordata; Mammalia; Rodentia; Heteromyidae. The coding region runs from base 6 to 3431 and encodes 1141 amino acids. Gene Ontology annotation, cellular component: cytoplasm; nucleus. The record is from RefSeq and is a predicted model, not a curated record. Gene Ontology annotation, molecular function: DNA-binding transcription factor activity; RNA polymerase II cis-regulatory region sequence-specific DNA binding; histone deacetylase binding. Gene Ontology annotation, biological process: cell fate commitment; regulation of transcription by RNA polymerase II.